Panicum virgatum (switchgrass) is the source of this 2796-nucleotide messenger RNA. RefSeq lists its product as uncharacterized. The record is from RefSeq and is a predicted model, not a curated record. The transcript has 3 exons. Bases 1 to 2796 code for a protein of 931 amino acids. NCBI's taxonomy places the organism in Eukaryota, Viridiplantae, Streptophyta, Magnoliopsida, Poales, Poaceae.
AUGCACUCCGUCCAUGAGGACAGGCAUGAAACAGUGGAGGAAACAACUAACCUGGAAAUAGUAGAGGAAACCGGGCAUGAAAGCGUAAAUGAAACCAUGCAGGAAACAUUAGUUGCUGAUGAUGUUGUGGAUGCACUAGACCAGAUGAUACGUGAUGGGGAACCAGACUUUCUUGACGAAAAGAAUCUGAAGAAGUUGGAGCAGAUGAGGAUAGAUGCAAGAACACCACUUUACCCAAGUUGCAGCGUGUCUAAACUUGAAGCAAACCUGAUGCUAAUGGUGAUGAAGUCUAGUAAUGGUUUUUCAGACAAGGGAUUUGAUGAUUUGUUAAGCUUAUUGCAGAAGUUGCUGCCAAGCCCUAACGGGUUGGCUAAAAACACAUACCAGGCGAAGCAAAUGAUUUGCCCAAUGGGACUGGAGGUACAAAAGAUCCAUGCAUGCCCUAAGGAUUGCAUCUUGUAUCACGGCAAAUAUGAAGACUUGGAUGCAUGUCCAGUGUGCUCAGCUUCACGGUACAAAUGUCCUGAAUCGGCAUUGUCAAUGAAAGGUGACCGUAACAAACGACCACCUGCCAAGGUCGUCUGGUAUUUUCCUAUCAUUCCUCGUUUGAAACGGUUGUUUGCAAAUGCGAAGGCUACUAAGCUGAUGAGGUGGCAUGCCGAAGAUCGACUCGUUGAUGGGAAUCUCAGACACCCUGCAGAUGGUUCACAGUGGAGAGCUAUCAACUACAAAUACAAGAAUCGGUUUGCAAAGGAAAUAAGAAACAUAAGAUUCGGUUUGAGUACGAAUGGGAUGUGUCCUUUUAACAUGGUGAGCAGCAAACACAAUACGUGGCCUGUAACUCUUUGCAUAUACAACCUUCCUCCUUGGUUGUGUAUGAAGCGGACCUACAUCAUGAUGCCAUUACUAAUCCAAGGGCCAAAACAACCUGGAAAUGAUAUCGAUGUGUAUUUGGAACCACUGGUGGAUGAUCUAAUGAAGUUGUGGAACGAUGGUGUCAAGGUGUGGGAUGAGUACAAGCGAGAACACUUCACUCUGAAGGCAAUGUUGUUUGUAACAAUCACAGACCUUCCCGGCCUUGGUAGCUUAGCAGGCCAAGUAAUGAAGGGUUACAAGGGAUGUGUGGUUUGUUUGGAUGAUACCGACGCAAGAUGGUUGAAGAAUAGCAACAAAAUGGUUUACAUGGGUCAUCGUAGGUUCCUUCCAAAGGCUCACCCAUAUCGCCGGAACAAGAAAUCCUUUGAUGGUACAAGGGAUGAACGUUUACCUCCCAAGUUUCUAGAUGGGAAGGAGAUAUACAAGAAGGACUUGAUUGUUCGUCACGCACUUGAUGGCAUGCAUCUAACUAAAAAUGUUACCGAGAGCACGCUCGGAACAUUAAUGGCCAUGAAAGGUAAAGGAAAAGACUCACUUGAAACUCGACAGGACCUGCAAGAUAUGAAUGUCAGAAGUGAGCUGCAUCCAAUUACUCAACAUGAUGGGAAGACGAAGCUUCCGGUUGCAUCUUGGACCUUGGAUAAAAUUGAGAAAAGGAAAAUUUGUAGCUUCUUCCACGAACUCAAAGUGCCAACGGGCUACUCAUCAAACAUCAGAAGGCUUGCGAACAUGAAGGAGUUAAAGUUCAACAUGAGCUGCAUGAAGGCCCAUGACUGCCAUGUCAUUAUGACACAGUUGCUCCCAGUUGCUCUGAGGGGCGUGCUUCCCGUGAAGGUCAGAGAUCCGAUCAUAAAGUUGUGCUCAUUCUUCAACGCAAUCUCACACAAGGUCAUAGACCUAAACACACUUGACAAGCUGCAAGCAGACCUGAUUCACUCAAUUAAUCGGCUCGAGAUGCAUUUUCCACCAACUUUCUUUGAUAUAUCAGUGCAUCUUAUCACUCACCUUGUUGCCCAGAUAAAAGCUCUUGGUCCAAUCUUCUUGCAUCAGAUGUUUCCUUUCGAGAGGUUGAUGAGUGUUCUAAGAAAAUAUGUUCGGAAUAGAUAUCGUCCAGAAGGGUGCAUGGUUAAUGGAUGGUCUAUAGAGGAGGCAGUUGAGUUCUGCACAUACUACCUGGAUCUUAAUAGAAUGGGAGUUCCAGUAUCUCGUCAUGAGGGAAGGCUGGGGGGCAGAGGUAUGAUUGGUGAGCAAUCAGUUCGUAUCGAUGACCUGGCUAGUUUUAAUCAGGCACAUUUCACCGUUCUGCAGCAGGCAUCUGUAGUCUCACCUUAUAUUGAAAUGCACAAGAGAGAACUACAAGAUCUUUUGGCCAUCGGUCCAUCUAGUACGGUCCUAAAGUUCCAAGGAUAUGAGAUAAAUGCAUACACAUUUUACACUAGAAAACAAGAUGAGAAAAGCACCAACCAAAAUAGUUGUGUCCGUAUCGAUGCUUACAACGACAAUCGUCAAUUGGAGACAUAUUAUGGGUUCAUAUUAGAGAUAUGGGAGCUAGAGUACGGACCACUAAAAAUCCCUCUUUUUCGGUGCCAGUGGAUCAAGCUUCCUAAGGGUGUGUUCACGGACAAGUACGGCAUGACGGUCGUUGACCUCACCAACAUAGGGUAUAGGGAUGAACCAUUCAUAUGGGCUAAAGAUGUAGUCCAAGUCUUCUAUGCAAAGGACCUAGCGAAUGAGGGCAAACAUGUGGUGCUGCAAGGGAAAAGGAAGAUCGUCGGUGUUGAAAAUAUGACCAAGGAUGAAGAGAAGGGAUUUCAGGACAUGCCUCCACUUGGACCCGUUAUCGACCUACCUGUGUUUGAAGAGGGAGAAGAACCAACUUAUGUGCGACUUGAUCAUAACGAGGCCCUCAUCGUCAAUUGA